GCGAGUCCGCGAGCGUCGUUCCUGCGCCGAGCUCUGGGUUGGGUUCACGCGCUGCCAGCGCGCCGCCGCCGCCGAAGAUGGCCGUGUUGUGCGCUCAGGCCGCGUCCAUCGGCGAGAUGCCGAAGUGGCAUCGGUGGCUGGUAUUCCUGGUGGGGAUUUUCGAGACGAUGAUCUGGUCAGGCACGGUCUUCGGGUGGGCGUCCCUGGUCCACGUGCUGAAGACCAUGGGCGUGUACAGCCACUUGUGCAAGGAGUCUCUGCAACAAGUUUAUUCCCUGUCCAACAACGCCACGCAGAAGGUCGAUGGCGCUAUGCUGGUGCUUACUGACUCGACGCAACUGGCAUGCAGUAGCCAGGACCAGCAGUUCGCCCUCAUAUACACCGUCGCGUGUGUGUUGUAUUCCAUUCCGGGCAUCCUCCUGGGCUACUGCCUCCACCACUUCGGUCUCGCCGUCACCCGCGUCCUCGGGGGUCUGCUGAUCUCCUCGGGCUUCAUCCUCCUGUCGUUCACCACUGCGGAUUCUCCGUCGUACCUGUGGGGCGCCGCCAUUUUCCUUUCCAUUGGGGGGAACAUCAUCCGAAUGGCUGGACUCCAGCUUGGGAACCUAUUCCCCGAACGCCGCAACACCGCCAUAGCUAUCAUCAGCGGGAUGUUCACGCCAUCUGCCGGGAUGUUUAUCAUCUUACAGUAUGCUCGCGAGGCCGGAUUGCCUUGGGUGUACAUCUGUUCAGGCUUUGCUGCUGUUGCUUCCUUAAUCCUUCUUCUCACGCCCCUGAUGCCCCGACACCAUGUGCCUUACACUGACGAAGUGGAGACGCAAGAUGAAGUGAAGGACGAGAAAGUCAUCUUGAAGCCGGUGCGGGAGAGCAUUUUCUCGUGGUCAAACCUCUUCCACACUUACUGGGUCUUUUCCAACAUGUUCUGCGUCGUGUUGUUCAGCACUUAUUUCAACUCAUUGAUUGUGAAAUUUGGUGUCCAUAUCAAGGGUGAAACCUCCAAAAUAUUAAAAUGGAAAAAUACAAUGUUCACAGCACAAAAGGUGUAUUGGCGCUUUUGUAUUGUAUCAGAAUAUAAUGGGAUGCCUGUCACCAUGUUCCUAUCUCGACUGGUCACAGAAAUCUCUGAUGCGAGGGAGAAACUACAAUGUAUCUGCUUGACGUCGGCCGAAUAUCAGCUGGUCCGUUCAUAUCUUCACGGGUUAGGUAGAGAAAAGCAUAAUCCUGAUAUUGAUGAGUACUGCAAAUAUAGUACAUAUUUAACCUUUGCUUGGAUUGGAUUCCAGGGCAGACUGGAGAGUUAUCGAUCAUACCGUAAGCUAACAGUUGCUAGACUUUUGCUGUAG
Messenger RNA from Penaeus indicus, 1343 nucleotides. Its product is annotated as equilibrative nucleobase transporter 1-like. Gene Ontology annotation, biological process: transmembrane transport. The coding region runs from base 78 to 1343 and encodes 421 amino acids. The record is from RefSeq and is a predicted model, not a curated record. The transcript has 13 exons. Gene Ontology annotation, molecular function: transmembrane transporter activity. NCBI's taxonomy places the organism in Eukaryota, Metazoa, Arthropoda, Malacostraca, Decapoda, Penaeidae.